AUGGAGUGGAGUCUUAAAGGCUUGCACUGUUUGGAGUUCAACCAUUUCCUUGAGAAGCCGGUUCAAACUGUCCGAGGAACACAACCUAAUUUGGUACAUACAUUUAUAAGUAUUGUGACCCAUCUUUGCCUAAAUCAUAUCCAUCUGAUCGCUGCACCCCAGACUGCCGAUGUUCGCCUUCCUAUUCCAGAUCCGGUUGGUUUGGGCCUGACGAAGGCUUGGGGUCUACGCCCGCAAUGGACAAUUUGGCACGGGAAAUGGUUGUUGGGCGCGGCAGAAUCCACCGCUUUGACUACAUGCGUUCGCAUUCCGGACCAGUUAGAGGAACGCACCCCCUGCCUCACCUACAAGGUGUUUUAA
Molecule: messenger RNA, 360 nt
Organism: Echinostoma caproni
Lineage: Eukaryota; Metazoa; Platyhelminthes; Trematoda; Plagiorchiida; Echinostomatidae
Source: the annotation of a GenBank genome assembly